UUCAAAACUUGCUGCUUCAACCGAGUCAAGUAGCCAUGCUGGGUCACAUAUGAUGUGUUCUGUGGAAGAUGAAUUUUUAAACAAUGAUGUUUUUUCACCAAUUGCUUAUCUUGGCUCAAUCAUAGAGCCAAAGAAAGUGGUUAUUGUUGGAACUAUCGUAGCAAUCGUUUCUGAUAAGAUGUGGUAUUAUGAUGGGUGUAACCAUUGCAAGUCCAAACUUGAGCAAAAGUUUGAAACUUAUGAUAAGGAAGAUGGAACAAGUGAUGUUAGAGAUGAGAAGGUGUAUCAAUGUUCCAACAAGGAUUGUCAAGGAAAAGAAUUUUUCCCGCUGUCCAGGUUUAAAAUACCAAUUCGGGUUCAAGAUUCAACCGGUACGGUGACACUUACAUUGUUUGACCAUGAGCCAUUGAAGUUUGUUGGGAAAACUGCAAAGGAACUUAUAGAAAUUCAGGACGAGUUACUCACGACAAAUGAGCUUCCAAGAGAAUACCCUGUUGAAUUUGAAACGUUGGUUAACCUAAAGUGUGCUUUCGUGAUCAAAGUAACAUACUUUAAUAUUGUCAAUGGUGUGGAGAAUUAUGGAAUAUCAGUUGUUACCACCGAUGUUGACAUCUUGGAUGAGCUCAAUAAAAAAUGGAAAAUUGACCAGGUAAGCGAUUGUUUUAUUAAUAUAUUUGCACUUACAAAACCGUUUAAAAGAUGUUUAAACAAUUUGUCUGUUGCUUUCGAUUUUUUUACAGCUUGA
This is a messenger RNA of Helianthus annuus (common sunflower), 745 nucleotides long. RefSeq lists its product as uncharacterized. The transcript has 4 exons. The coding region runs from base 50 to 745 and encodes 231 amino acids. NCBI's taxonomy places the organism in Eukaryota, Viridiplantae, Streptophyta, Magnoliopsida, Asterales, Asteraceae. The record is from RefSeq and is a predicted model, not a curated record.